Molecule: messenger RNA, 1504 nt
Organism: Pseudopodoces humilis (Tibetan ground-tit)
Lineage: Eukaryota; Metazoa; Chordata; Aves; Passeriformes; Paridae
Gene: PJVK
Product: pejvakin
Biological process (GO): programmed cell death
Cellular component (GO): cytoplasm
Source: RefSeq, a predicted model, not a curated record
AUGUUUGCUGCUGCAACCAAAAACUUUGUUAAACAGGUUGGUGAUGGAGGAAGAUUAGUUCCAGUGCCCAGCCUCAGUGAAGCUGACAGAUACCAACCUCUGAGCCUUGUGAUUAAAAAAAGAAAAUGUUCACUUUCAAAAAAAUCUAAAUUUGCUUCAACACCUUUCACAUUAAAAGACAUUCUUCAAGGGGAGAAGGAAAUUUCUGCAGGUGUCUCAUCUUACCAGUUGCUCAACUAUGAAGACAAAUCAGAUGUUUCACUUAAUGGCAAAAGAGGAAAUCAGAUAAUGAACGAUGUUGGUUUUGAUGUUGCUGGAUCAGAUUCUGUUGCCUUUAAAGCUUCGUUUGGCAUAGUGACCAAACACGAAGUUGAAGUACCAACAUUACUAAAAGAACUUACUACAAGAAAAAUAAACUUUGAUCAUUGUCUAGUCCAUCAAUCAAGAAAAAGUAGGAUGGAAAUUUUGUGUGUGGUCAUGGAAAGUAUUCGAACUACAAGGCAGUGCUCAUUAACUGUCCAUACUGGAAUGCGUGGAGAGACAAUGAGGUUUCACAUAAUUGAAGAUCAGAAUUAUAAAGGGCGGGACAAAGCCAUUGUUUUUCCUGCACAUACAACUAUUGCUUUUAGUGUAUUUGAACUCUACAUUCAUUUGGAUGGUAAUUUCGAACUCUGUGUGACUCCAAUUGCAAAAGGAGGAUUUGAAAGAGAGAAAUCUGGAUCAUCUUCACUGACCAAAUUAAGGAGAUUAAAGAAUAAUUUGUUUCAUCGAAAUAAAGGAGUAGUGGAAAUUGUUGCUAACUCUGAUCCUUACUUGGAGGACCUUUUUGCAGAUUAUUAUGAAAAAGCUGCAAGCAUGACUGAUCUCUCUACAAGCUAUCUCAGAGACGGUUCUCAUAUCCGAAUUAAUUUACUCAAUAACAACAUCCCCAAAGGCCCCUGUGUCCUUUGUGGAAUGGGAAGUUCUAAAAGGGAGACGGUCUAUGGAUGCCUGGAAUGUUCUUUUAAUGGACACAAGUACGUACGACUGCAUGCCGUGCCCUGUUUUGACCUCUGGCAUAAGAGAAUAAAGUGACUGAUCCGGGUAAGUGCCUGUUGUCACAGACAUGGGCAUAACUGUGCCACAACCUUUUCAGAGUUUGUAAAUAUGUCUCCAAUUGUGAAAUGCAAAAGAGUGGAAGUGCAAAACGUUUCAUUAUGCUGUUAUCUUCCAAUUUUUGCUUCACAGUCAAUGACCUCUACUUCAAAAUGAACAUGAAUUCCCUGACAUUGCUGUUUUUCCCAGAACCUACUCACUAUCAUGAUAAUGAAAAACAUACUUGUAAAUAGUAUUUUCAUAAUGUCAAAACAUAUGCUAGAACUUAAUGUUGUUUACACAAACUUGUUGUUAAACCCCCAAAAUGUUGCCUUUCUCUACAUUGGUGUAUGACGGUUAAAUGAGAAUAUUUGUUAAUAAUUUAGUGUUCUCAUGAAUGUUUAAUUGAAGUAUCAGAUUAAAAAACAUG